CAUGAACACUCAACAAACCAAACCCCUCGCUCUCCAAUUCGGCGCAGGCAACAUUGGCCGCGGUUUUAUCGGCGCAGUUCUCUCCCAAGCUGGCCUACGCGUCGUCUUUGCCGACGUCCAAGAGAAGAUUAUCAACGCCCUCAACGAAGAGCGCAAGUACAACGUUCACAUCCUGGGUGAAGAAGGGGAGAACAAGAUUGAAACAAUCGAGGAUGUCGCCGCAAUCAACUCUACGGACAUGAAGGCCAUCGAGGACCUGGCAAAGCAGCCUUUAACCAUCGUCACCACAGCUGUCGGACCUGGUGUUUUACCACGUCUCGGGAAAGCCAUGGCCACCAUCAUUCGCACACGAAAAGCAAAUAACAUGAGCCCGAUAAACUUUGUUGCAUGUGAAAACCUUCAAAACGCAUCUGGGAAACUUCGUGAAACCGUCUACAAGGAGCUUUCCGAUGACGAAAAGAAGUAUGCUGACGAGAAUAUCGGUUUUGCCGUCUGCUCCGUUGACCGAAUCGUCCCACCCUUCGAGUCAGAUUCAGGAAGCAUCCUCGAUGUGGGAGUCGAACCUUUCUUCGAGUGGAACGUCGAGGCCAAGAGCCUCAAGAAAACUGAUCCGCAAUGUGAUAUCGAGGGAAUGAAGACCGUCGAUAACCUCGAAGCAUACGUCCAGCGGAAACUCUUUACACUAAACUGUGGUCACGCAACAACCGCCUUCCUCGGAGCACUCCCUCGCACCUCCCCGUGUUCAUCCCAAUCCAAACUCCGGACAUAUUCCACCUCCAGCAACGGUACCGGCACCGAACCAUCCACACCCGUCGUGCCCAGCCACCCAACCAUCCUCUCUGCCAUCUCCAAACCACCCAUCUACUCCAUUGUCACCCGUGCCUUACACGAAUCAGGUCAAGCCCUCAUCCGUAAACAUGGUUUCACCCAAGAAGAACAUGACAAAUACAUCAAAGCCAUCCUCGACCGAUUCCGAAACCCAAAUAUGCAUGACGAAGUAGCGAGAGUGGGACGAGAACCGUUGAGAAAGUUGAAACGGGGGGACCGCUUUUUGGGCCCUAUUGAGAUGUGUAGAGAGUUUGAGCUGGAGAGGGAUGCUUUGCUUGUGGGUGUCGCGAGCGCUCUUUUGUUUCAUCCUAGAAAGAGUACGAGGAGAAAGUCGAGUGCGGGGUCGGGAGCAGCAGCGAGUCUUCCGGGUUCUCGGAGGGGGAGUAACGUGGUUGCUGGUGGUAGUCCUAGGAAGGGGUCUUUCCCGGGACUCAAUGGUGGAGCGUUGACCCCGUUGGCGCAGCUCCGGUCCAGUUUACAAAAGGCUAAACUAGAACAGAACGAGGAGUCUGUGAUUGUGGAAGAUGAUUACUAUGAAUACGAGUAUGAGGACGAGCCUGCUGAUCCUCAGGCACAGGAGGUGAGCGAGAAGAUUGCCGAAAAGGGGUUGGUGCCUGUCAUUCUCGAGUUGACGGGAUGGCCUGAAGACGAUGUGGAUGUUGGAAAGAUCGUUUGGGCGUAUGAGACGUUGAAGGCUCAAGGGGUCGAGGCUGUUGACAAGGCCAUGAAGAAAGGACUGAAGAAUUAGAUUGAUUGGACUAUUUGUUACUUUUUAUGCAGAUGUCAAUUUCACUUCGUACAAAU
Molecule: messenger RNA, 1632 nt
Organism: Marasmius oreades (fairy-ring Marasmius)
Lineage: Eukaryota; Fungi; Basidiomycota; Agaricomycetes; Agaricales; Marasmiaceae
Exons: 5
Coding region: 2-1576 (524 amino acids)
Biological process (GO): mannitol catabolic process
Cellular component (GO): cytosol
Molecular function (GO): mannitol-1-phosphate 5-dehydrogenase activity
Source: RefSeq, a predicted model, not a curated record